Messenger RNA from Sorghum bicolor (sorghum), 1215 nucleotides. RefSeq lists its product as uncharacterized. The transcript is spliced from 2 exons. The record is from RefSeq and is a predicted model, not a curated record. NCBI's taxonomy places the organism in Eukaryota, Viridiplantae, Streptophyta, Magnoliopsida, Poales, Poaceae. The coding region runs from base 43 to 723 and encodes 226 amino acids.
GGCGCUGCUGAGGUUACUGUCACUGGCCAGAUCACGUGUGACAUGGCAGGUGGCAGCGGGCUCGACGCCACAUAUCAGGGCGCCCUCGGCCCAUCCGCCGCCGUCCUCGCGCCCGUCCUCUCCCAGGCCUCCGCCGCCGCGCCAUCCGCCGCCGUCCUCGCGCCCCGUCCUCUCCCAGCCCUCCGCCGGCGCCCCAUCCCCGCCGUCGUCGCGCCCCGUGACCGCCGUCGUUGUCGCGCCUCCGGGAAUCCGUCGCGCUCCCGGCCGUCCUCGGCCAUUGGUCGCGUCCCUGGCCGUCCCCGGGCUUCCCACCCGCCGCCGGCGUCGUCGUCGAGGGCAGGGCUCCGACCUCGCCGGCGUUUGGCGCAGCUCGCCGGCUGUCGCGGGUCUCACGCCGGCUGCAGGACUGCUUUGGCCGGCCGAUUGCCAGUGCGCCAGAUGCUUGGUUCGAUGUGGUUGAGCGCUACUCAAAUGACUGCACGUGCAGUGUUCGAGUUGACGGAGGUUGGUGCUUAUUUUUAUCAAACUGAAGAAGAUUCAAUGAACAAUGGCAAGAACUCUGAUGCUGUUGUGCUAGGUUGGCAGGGUCAUCUUGGUGUACAUCGUAUGCCUCAGUUUGGCCUUUCUGUGCACCUCUGGGCCCUUUUUCUUGUCCUUUUGUUUCUGGAGAAAUUUAGAUUUUGUACAGUAUGUAUCAUCCACCAUAGUUCAACAGGCAGAUAGGCAUUGUCAUCGAAUUCAGAAAAGCAAUUUUCCCAGUUACCUCUUUAAACCGUAUAGACUAUGUGACUGAAACCAUGUAGAUAUUUGCAGUAUUAUUAUCUAUCAUUCUGGUUGUUUUGAAUUGGUACGUAGAUGAGUCCAAUCUUUGAAACCAUGUAACAAAUCUGGAGUACAGAAAUGUAAAAGGCAGCAGAGUUGAGUCUGAAUCUUUUGGUGAGUUGUGCUUAGUGUUGAUUAAUCUGACUGAGUGAUCUUAUCAGUCACCAGAGGCCCAUAAGUUGCAGUUACUCAGUAUGCUUUACUUCAAGGACAUGGAGACGGUGAUUUCAUGGUGAUUAAGUAAGUUAAUCUUUUGUCAGUAACUAGUACCAGGCCUUUGGGCCCUUGACUGAAUGUGGAUGUGACAUUGUGCUAGGAGUGCACAAGCAUGUGAUGCAAUUGAACUGGAGCACACGGCCUUUCUGGUUUAAUAUGCUUCUGUUUGUCUUGUUA